Molecule: messenger RNA, 1577 nt
Organism: Armigeres subalbatus
Lineage: Eukaryota; Metazoa; Arthropoda; Insecta; Diptera; Culicidae
Gene: Alg7
Product: UDP-N-acetylglucosamine--dolichyl-phosphate N-acetylglucosaminephosphotransferase
Exons: 4
Coding region: 183-1439 (418 amino acids)
Biological process (GO): dolichol-linked oligosaccharide biosynthetic process; protein N-linked glycosylation
Cellular component (GO): membrane
Molecular function (GO): UDP-N-acetylglucosamine-dolichyl-phosphate N-acetylglucosaminephosphotransferase activity
Source: RefSeq, a predicted model, not a curated record
UCUUUAUCAGUCGUUCGCUCAUCAACGAAUGCAGAGCUUAUUUACCCUUAACUCUGCAUCACAUCGACGGCCACUGCGGUCAUUAUCUCGUGAAAUCAAAACAUUGUGCGACAGUUGUUUUUCUGAUCCAGGUAAUACAUAGUUUUGGAUUGUUGUGAACCUCGGUGGCAACCCGUGUCAGGAUGCCGCUGUUCAAAUCGUUCGAAGUGCACCUUUUCGGUGGAAGUUUUUUCUUUCCACUGCCGCUGCUUGUCAACGUAAUCAUCUCGACCGGUGCGUACUUCGUGGGUCUCAAUCUGAUACCGAAAAUGAAGGCGAUGUUCAUCGCAGCCAAUCUUGCCGGCAUCGAUAUGAAUAAGAAGUCCAAACCGAAGAUUCCAGAAGCAUUUGGAGUGGUCACUGGCUGCAUCUUUCUGAUCUCACUGUUUCUAUUUAUCCCGAUACCGUUUGUAGGAAGUUUUGCGAAUGAUGAUAAUAAGGAAGAAUUUCCCCAUGACAAGUUCGUGGAAUUCAUUGCAGCGAUGCUCUCGAUCUGCUGCAUGAUUCUGCUGGGAUUUGCUGACGAUGUACUGAAUCUCCGUUGGCGCGAUAAGCUCUAUCUGCCGACCAUUGCCUCGCUUCCAUUGCUGAUGGUGUACUACACCAAUUUCAAUUCCACGACAAUCGUUCUCCCUAAAUUUGUUCAACAAUUUUUGGGAACGUCAAUUGACAUCGGUGUAUUGUAUUACAUCUACAUGGGAAUGUUGGCGGUUUUCUGUACCAAUGCAAUCAACAUCCUGGCCGGUAUCAACGGGUUGGAAGUGUGCCAGUCGUUGAUAAUAGCCGGAUCGAUUAUCGUGUUCAAUUUGAUGGAAAUCAUCUCCGGGCACUGCAAUGAAGCGUACGAAUUUUCACUGUACAUCAUGCUGCCCUACAUGGGAGCCACUCUGGCACUUUGGAAAUAUAAUCGCUACCCGUCGCAAGUCUUCGUUGGCGAUACGUUCAACUACCUAUCCGGAAUGACCUUCGCCGUGGUCGGUAUCCUGGGCCACUUCAGCAAAACGGUGCUCCUCUUCUUCAUUCCGCAGAUAAUCAACUUCAUCUACUCGGUGCCCCAGCUGUUUCGGUUCAUCCCGUGUCCUCGGCAUCGGCUGCCGAAGCACGAUCCGAAAUCGGAUCUACUCAACUACAGUAAAACCCAGUUCCGUGUGAGCGAGCUCAACUUGCUGGGCAGGCUGUGCUACUUAGCGUUCAAACUCACCCGGCUGAUACGCUACGAGGAGAGCGAGGACGGUGUGGUUACGUGCAAUAACUUUACGAUCAUAAACUUCGCUAUCCUGCUGACCGGGCCUAUCAAGGAGGAUCGACUGAAUCGGUUGUUGAUUGUGUUUCAACUGAUUUGUUCCUUGUUUGCGUUUACCAUUCGGUAUCCGUUGGCGCACUACUUCUACGAGUACUGAGCAGAACGCAUGGCCACUGUGUGGUGAGUGAAACUGACGAUUUUAUAUGCAAAAGCAGAUGCAGAAUGCCAAAGGUAAUGAUUUUCAUCGAUUUACUGUGUAAGUAUAAAGCAGGAAAGCGCUGUUUAGAACGUUAAA